Molecule: messenger RNA, 6747 nt
Organism: Dunckerocampus dactyliophorus (ringed pipefish)
Lineage: Eukaryota; Metazoa; Chordata; Actinopteri; Syngnathiformes; Syngnathidae
Gene: plppr5b
Product: phospholipid phosphatase related 5b
Exons: 6
Coding region: 1169-2002 (277 amino acids)
Biological process (GO): signal transduction; phospholipid dephosphorylation; phospholipid metabolic process
Molecular function (GO): phosphatidate phosphatase activity
Source: RefSeq, a predicted model, not a curated record
UGGUUAAAUAAAGGUUAAUAAUAAUGAUCGUGUACCAUCAGAGCCAUGUUUCACAAUGCUCAGCACAUUUGUAACCAUGACAUCAUUGCCUUCAGACAUGUCAUCCAGCCCAGAUGACUCUUUUCAUUAGGAUUUCCUUCCAAAAGGUUCAACGAAAACCCAAACGUAUAAAAUGUGAGGCAAUUUUUCCCAAUGGAAAUAAUAUCAAUCCAAUUGAUCCACUGCAAGCACCCAAAAUAUGAACAAAAUACAUUUUAUAGACCAUCAUUGUAGUUUGACAUGUGGACAGUUAUUGUUGAAGCGGGCUUCCUGUACAUCCCGGUUAGAUGGAAUUUAUUCAAUCGAGUUUCUCACCUUCUGCAUGAAAUUGCUGCCCCCCAUGGUGGGUUGUUUAGCAGUCACACGCAAUAAAUCAAAAAUGCACGGCUAGUGAGUCAGCAAGGUGUAGGGUGCUUUGUUUGGCCACCCCAUUCCGUGGAACCAUAUACGACAGCGCAAACGCACUCCAGGACUACAUUACGUGCAAAAUGUAUGAAAACAUUUCUUCAACAAUCGUUGAUGUAAACUGAAUCGUACAAUUGACUGUGACCAGAAACAUUUAUGACUUAAUUUUCUACUGCUAAUUAGGGGUGUGAGGGCUGGGCAGUAUUUCAAUAUUAUCAUGCUUUGGUAUGGAAACUAAAGUGCUUCAUACAGCUUUCAUGAUUUGAAUAUGAACCAUAAGAAAGUGCAAACUCCUGGCAGAUAAUUCUCCAAAUAAAUACAAAAAACAAAGUAAAAAUCAAGAAAUGGGAAUAGUUGAUAAGUUUCCUUUUUAGUCAAGUAGAGAGUUGUGAUUCAGCAUUGGCCAGCCCCCCGCAAAUGUGCUCAUUUUUGGUCAAAAUUAUUUUUACAAAAAUAUUUUUUUUUCUCUCAUAGAUAAAUAAGCCUUUUUUCUGCAAGAGUCACAUCUCAUUCACACUUCAUAAAUGUGUGAUAAUACAGAUCAAAUACAUGUACCAGUGCUGGAAAACCUUUGUGUCGUGCUUCACUCAUCGUCUUUUUUCUCAAGCUCAAAGAUUUUCCACUUUUUCGUCAGUCCUUGAAUGCACCACAGCUGCGGAAGGCAGAAGGUUGACUUGGAAUUGGUGGACAUGUAGAGCUGGGUGUCAUCCUCAGGGCAGUGCCAAUGGACUUGAUGUUUCUCAAAGAUACGACAGCCAAGCGGAAGGAUACAGCUGAUGAAAGGAGGGGUCUGAGGACAGGGCCCUGGGGCACAGCUCUGAUGAAAGAGAGUGAGUGCAAGAUCACGCUAACAGAGACGGUGCUGUUCCUGGUCCAGUACACGUCUCAGGAGUUUGACCGGUUAGAGAAGACGGUGGCCACAGGAGACUGCUGCUAUCUCAAUCCGCUAGUGCGCAGGACCUUUCGAUUCCUUGGAGUUUACACCUUCGGCCUCUUCACGGUGGACAUCUUUGUCAACGCUGGCCAGGUAGUGACUGGAAACCUGGCACCUUAUUUUCUGACCAUCUGCAAACCAAACUACACAGCUCUGGGGUGCUACCAGGCCCUGCGCUACAUCAGCCAUCAGGAGGCCUGCACAGGAAACCAGGACGAUAUCCUGCACGCCCGAAAAACCUUCCCAUCCAAGGAAGCUGCUCUCAGCAUCUACGCUGCACUCUACAUGGCUAUGUACGUGACAUGCACAGUUCAGGCAAAAGGAACUCGCCUCGCCAAGCCGGUGUUGUCCAUGGCACUGGUGUGUCUGGCCUUCAUCACAGGACUCAAUCGCAUCGCUGAAUACCGCAACCACUGGUCAGACGUGAUUGCUGGCUUCAUCAUUGGCACUGCCAUUGCCACCUUCCUGGUGGUGUGCGUGGUGCAUAAAUUCAAAGGCAAGUUAUUACUGAAUGAAGACACAGCAGCAGAAUGGCAAGCCAACACAGCACUGCUGGCCAUGGACGGUCCUCUGGAGAAAUACAUCACCUCACAGAAUCACAUCACCUUCGCAGAGGUCACAUGACAUGGAGUCAGCUGUGUGGCAAACCCAUCGGACAUCCACACCCCCCACCAGACAAUCCAACCAGCCCAAGUGCAGCAGUAAAACCUUAUCGUGUGUGUGUGUGUGUGUGUGCAUUGUUCCAUCUUCCUCUUCAUCCUUUUUUGUGAGGAGCAUCAAUCUAUGCAGUCAUCAUGUCUAUCAGUCCAACACUCCCAGAAGAAGAUGGAUGCAGGAUGCUUGUUGUUCCUGAUCUAUCACACUCUUCUGAGGUAACAUCUCCAUCAUCAUCACCAUUUUGUGAGCAUUGCCAAUAAACAGCUUUAUUAGGCUUUUAAAAUACAUCUCCAGGGACUCACAUGAGACAAAAGGAGGUUUUCUCCUUCAGGGAUGUUCUCUACAAUAGAGUUCAUUUUUCUAUUUCCUCUUGAGGCUCAAAGCUGAUUCUCCUGUGAGAUUAUCCAUCAGAUGACAACGAUUUUCGGACCUGAGUUGAGCAUGUUGUCUGACUACUGUGUUUAUCACAAUAUGCCGAGUGACUAUCUACACAAGUUACAUAUGUGUUCUUUUCUCAAACUCAUUAACACCAAUUAGGUUUUGCCCAGGCUGUGUAAAAAAGGCAGCAUUGUAGUACAUGAUUUUAUUAGCAAUAGGUUUGCACAGGUGAUAAUCACAUGUUGAUUUCAUCAUUUCUUGACUUUUUACGCUGACACAGCAAAUUUAUAAAGGGGAUUUUAAACUGAAACAAUGAAUUUCUUUCAUUAGACAAACAAACCCCACAGCUUUUACAGUUGUUUAGUAUUGGAACAGUGAGGCCAAUUCCUUUAUUUUUGCUGCAGACAUGAAAAGAUGAACAUGAGAGCAGAGAGCAACAUUAGAGUUUUUAUUUGCAGGUAUUUCCAUCUGGAUAGGAUGCACAGCUUAGAAGAUGGCCCCAUCUGUUUCAAGCCAGUCAGUUUUCAUGUGUUGGAACAUGUGACAGACAAGAGUGUUUCCUUGUCCUUUUACUUGACUGACUGCUGUUUCAUUGCGUCAUUUCAUUCUUAUAUUUAUGUGUGUCAUGUGUGUGAGUGACAUAGGACUUAAAUGAGAUACCACUAACACCAAAGCCAAACAACUUGCAGCAAAAGCACCGCUUUAAGGCAAUAAAAGAGAGUGAUUUUAUGGUUUGCGCUUGUAAGCAAACUAACAGAUGACUAUUUUGUUUUACGAAAAAAGGGAAGAUAUAUAUUUAAUACUAAGGCUGUCUGGACAAUAAAAAAAGAAAGAAAAUUGAAAUGACUUGAACUUGUAGCUGCAAAGAUAUAUCAAAGUACAAAAGAUGGGUUAUGACUACGCUAGUCGUCAGUAUGAAAGAAAGAAAUAACUUUGGUAUUAUGCAUGUUUAUUUUCUUUGGUGUUUUAGUAAAGGAUUAGAGCAUUAAAUCAAAUACUGUGCUCACAUGUCAUUUCAUCAACUAUUUCUCUGCUGGUGUUGGUUUUUAUUUUGGUGUGAAUGUCAAGUGAAAAUAGAACAAUAUAAGUUUCCUUUGUAGCAAUAAGUCAAGAUGUCCAAGUGUUGCAUAGCUCAUCUACGUCUUGUACAUAUAUACACAUUCCUUCAUCACUGUGGACUGUCACUUUUCACUUUCCAUUUGACUUUCAAAGGCUGUGGAUUGUUAUGAGUUGUUAAUGUAUCUCUGCUUUUAGAAAAAUAGUGCACAUUGAAAGAUCUUACACUGUUUACGUUGAUCACUAUGUCGGAGUUCAUCCACGUGGGCUGUGAUGUUGGCUGAGCAUUGAUUGAUAUCAUUGUAGUGUUCAUCAUAUUGUACGUGUACAUACAGUAUUGUGCAGCGUAUCGUGUUGUCAGUCCAAAGCACUUUUUUCACUUGGAGUAGAGUACAGCGGAUCCCUGCACAUUUGCCAAUCUGCAUCUGUCAAUCAUUUGCAAAACUUUGGCCAGAAAUGACUUAUUUUAGCGUUUGGGUUAGUGUUGAGGUUUCUGUGUUUUCUCCCUCUGAAAUUAGCUUGUUUUUUUCUGCACGUCACUCAUUCCAACUGGGAAAUAAUUGGUGAAUAUGUGAUACUACAGGUAACAUGUACAGCGUAGCAGACCACAGUUAUUACAUCUUUAUGCUUCACAAUCUUUUCAAAUGGAAGAUUGAAAGUCAAUUGAAUAUGUAUCCAAGACGCACAGAACAUGUGAAGCAUUAAGAGUUUGCACUUUAUUCAGCAUCCCUUGAACGCACCAUAGUUGUGGGCUGAAGUUCUGUCUAGAACUAUAACCAUGACUAAGUAUAUGUACGUUUUUCAGAAACUGCCACAGAUGAAUAAAUCCAUGUGUUGAUGGAUUAUCAUUGACUAGCGGUGAGCAGUUAUACAUUUGAUACUUGACAUGUGUGUAGCAAUAAAUGUGUGAGGCAUGUUUAGGGAUUAAAUAUGGAUUGUGUUAUGAGUAAACAUUGACAAUUGAAGAGAGAAGGCGAGGGUUCCGGAGCUAAUCAUUACAACACUCGCUUUUAUUGCAAAUGUUGAUAUGAAAUUGAAACAAAGGUCAACAUCGAGCUAGCAGGAGGGCUUGUAGGGGGAGGAGUGAGAAGUGUGACCUCUUUAUGUAUCAAUUACACCAUUACAUUUGCUGGUGGGUCCAGAACGGAAGGGCAGGGAAAAGCGGGGAUCUGUUGUAUUUGCAAUCUUUCUCCUGUCGUUUGACACUCUUUCAAAUAUGAAAUUCCAAAACUGUCAACUAAUAAAACCAAAUGUUUCAAGUAAUCCUGAUGUCUGUCAUUUUCAGAUAGUGCUUUGACAGGACGAUGUAUUCACAGUAUGUCAAGGUGGUCUGUGCUUGGAUUCUCUUUGGAGAUACUGUAGUUUUACGGGAGAGAAAUGAACAUUGACAUGACGAGCGACAUCUCUGCUGUACAUUCCUGCAGUCGGCAUGCCUAUUAAACACUGACACAUUGCUGUGUGACAAAACUGCACAUCAUGGGGAGACUUUUUAGUGUGGCCAGCUGAAGGCAGGCUGUGUCAUCAGCAUGCCACACCUUUGAGGUGGAUGGAUUGUCUCUGUGCUCACUCACACACAUUUAGACACAACAUUAGCAACUAUAUUAGAGAGAAAUAGAACGUUUGUGUCAACUUCUGCUACUAGCUCUUUUGAAUCCCCCGUAUGUCUCAACAACCUCGCUGAAUGACACUCCCUCGUGUAAAAGCAUGAAAGCAGCAAGGACGUCAUUCAUUGACAUGCAAACUUUCCAUGAGCAUUUUUCUACAUAUUUUAGCAAUGCCAUGCAUCACCUGAGGUCCCACAAAAACACUCAUCAACUAUUCCAUCCAUUCAUUAACUGGACAAGUUAUGUAAUUUAUGCACAAAUUGAAUUUAUACAAUUCAUCAUGUGCGAUUUAUGCAGAAAACGUAUGGAAAAUGUGGAAUUAGGGGUGAACGGGUAAUUGCUGGAAAGCAUAAAAUUGUUAAGAGGGGAUGUUUUCAUGCUUUCAAUUCUUUGAAAAAUGCUGAAGUUGGAAGAAUCAAUAAGAUGAAACUGUAAGAAUCAAUAAGAUGAAGACUGUGUUUGGAAAAUGUGUCAUUUGUGAAAAAGUGUGAAUUUGUGCAAUGUGGAAUCUUGUUAGUCCAAAUGUCGUCACGUUGGAAUGCUUUGACUAGAACUUUUCUGUUUCAGUAACAAUGCUGUCAUGCAAAUGUGCAAUUCCAAUUAGCCUUCACACAAUGACACAGGUGGUGUAAAAGUAGUAUUCUUCUCACUACUAAAAGUUGCUCAUCACGCGUCAUGCCAACUAUAGCAUAAUAGCAACAUACAGUAUAUCAUAAAUAAAGGAAGCAGGCGAUGGCACAUCGUCUCAACUGUAGUAGGACAACAUCCUUUUUGGCACAAUGACAGGACUUGUUUGUUUUGGAAAUGUGAUACUAUGUCAUGUAAAGAAAUACUAACAGGCGUAUGAAUGAAUAUUGCAAUCUUGAUUGAUGAGGGGGAUGGAUAUCUGGAUGGCUGUGUGUGUUUGUGAUCAUGUUGAAGAUGGGGAGUGAACAUAUGAGAAGGGAAGGCAUCCAGACUGCAAGAGAGAAUGUGAUCAGGUAUCACCUUGAUAUCACCUUCACAUCCUACAUGGAAUCAUCAUCUCUCUGCUCAAACCCCUCUCUUCUUUGGGACAACAGGAAGGAUUCCCACACUGCAAGGCACUGCAAGCAAACAUCAUUUCUCAUCAUUCCCACACAUCAAUUUUUCCUUGUCCAAGCUUGGACCCCCCUGAGCUUCGAUCAAUCUACUCUGCUCAAUCUACUGUAUGCAAUGUACUGUAUGCAAUCUACUGUAGUGAAUGUACUGUACAUGUUUUUGGAGUACUGGAGGAAGGAAGCCAGAGAGCCCAAGUGGAGCACACGUACUGUCAUGUUUGAGUUUGUUACCUUUUCAUAGCAUUCCACAUUCUUCUCAGCUGUUGAGACGAAGGCUGACUUGAGGUCACCUCUGACAGUCUUCUGCCAGUAGGUCCAAUCGCUCUUCAACGCAUUGUUGGCCAAUUCCAUCCGAUCCGCCAGCCCGUCCACUUCUUCCUGUAGCUGACCCUAAGAAUAGCGACAACAAACACUUCAGGGAUUCAGCACCUUUUAAAUAAAUAUUCCCUGAAAUGUUUGCCACUCCCCUCCGUGAAUCACCACCUUACCAUGGUGGAGGGGUUUGUGUGCCCGAGUGAUCCUAGGAGCUAUGUUGUCUGGGGCUAUAUGCCCCUGGUAGGGUCUCCCAAGGCAAACAGGUCCUGGGUGACGGGCC